UCAAAGACUCCAAACCAUAAAAUUCCAACACAAACACCACUUUUUUGUGUCUCCCUGCAUACUGCUGGUUGCCGCCUAUACAUACAAUUCAAAUGUAUAUAUCGCCAUCCCCAUUUGGCGGCAUCACAGACUUACUUCUAAUCUAGGGUUUCUCGCCUGAAUCGCUUCAAAUUAGGGUUCUUGCUUGAAAAUGGCAAGCAAUUCUCCUCGGUCUCGCGUCAAUCAGUUUUAUGCUUCAAAGAAAAAAAGCAAGGGGGCAUCACCCCUGUUAAAGUCAAAGCUGGUUGAAAAAGAUGCAAGAGUUACUCUCGACGCAUCUCCUAGUGGUAAAGGUUCUUUAGAAGGCUUUUUGGUGACUUCACAAGAUGAUCUACCUCCUGCAGGAUCCUUGCAGACUGCCAAUUGUUCAUCAGCUAGGACAGAUUUCGUUAAGAGGAAAUUGGAAUUGGAUGUUAGAUUAUCUUCGAAAGAUGAGAAUGAAGAAGUCUAUUUAGGAGGUGAAGGGCCUUGUCAGAUGGCUAAAGCUUCUGGAGAGGCUCAACAAAAAAAACUUAAGACAUCAGAUGUGGGUGAUUUUUCUUCCAAAGGUCUUGGAAAGGACACCUCAGAUUCUUCAUAUGGUUUGAAAAACCCUGAACUCAAACAGUUUGCAGCUGACUUUUUGUCACUGUAUUGCAGCAAAGAAGUUCCACCCUGCACAGCUAAACGACAGGGUAGCCCCUCUUCGAUUGCGUCAGAAGAAAAAUUGCAAAAGAGGAGGCAUUUUAGUAAUGAUGAGUGCCAGUACCUUACCAAGGGUGAAGAAACUUGUUCAGGUGAAAAAUUUAAUGAACAGGUUCAGCGUCAGCCUAAUGUCAUUGCUAAAUCUGAAGUUGCUGCGAAUAAUUUUUCAAGAGAGGUGAUUGUGAAUGACAGUUCCAUAAACUUUCGAGGAAGCUUAAAAAAAUGUGAAAAUACAUUGGUUGAUAUGGCUUGCUGUGGCACACCUGGACCCCUAAUUAGCAAUGGUGGAGCUCGUGAGACUCCCAAAUCAAUGCAUGGAAGCUCCAUAUUUUCUCCUGGAGAAACUUUUUGGAAUGAAGCAGUCAAAAUAGCUGAUGGUUUGCUGGCUGUAAAUAAAAACAUUCCUGUUAAGGUUGUUCAACAAAUAAAAGAUACUGAUAAGUCGUGUAAGACCAGGAACUUGGACAUGCUGACAGAUGAGCAUCAUCCCAAGCAGUCAAAUGUGAUAGAAUAUGAAGGUCCAAAGCGAAUCUGUGAUGCAGGAAGUGCUUCAUUAGCACUACGCAGGGAAAAUGAAAACAAUCUAGAGAAGGUUGUGUCCCCAAUGCCUGUCAAGCAUUUUGAUUUCUCUUCUGAGGAGAAAGCUUAUCAGAAAGAAGCACAAUCAGAUCAAUCUGAACACAUACUUAAAGCAGAUGAACAAGGGAGGUGCUAUUCUACAAAUCAUAAGCCUCUGCAAAGGGGUCAUAUCGCAUCCCAAAUGAGUAAUGAGCUACCUGAAUUACAUGUUAGCACAUCACAGAAAAUUGUUGACAAUUUAUUAGGGGUUAAUGCCAGCAGCACAUCUAAUACCCCAAACAACGAAUUCAGGUUCUCCAGUGCCACUCAUAGUUGUAGUGAAGAACUUACUCCAUCAAGCUUCCUGUCCCCUAAAGAUCGUCUGGAUAUCAUCAAUUGGCUUCCAUCUGAGAUAUGCAACACAUAUCGUAAAAGAGGAAUAUCAAAACUAUAUCCAUGGCAGGUUGACUGCCUUCAGGUUGACGGUGUUUUACAGCGAAGAAAUCUUGUGUAUUGUGCAUCUACAAGUGCUGGCAAAAGUUUCGUUGCUGAAAUUCUAAUGCUGCGGCGGGUCUUGUCAACUGGAAAAAUGGCACUUCUUGUACUUCCAUAUGUAUCAAUUUGUGCAGAAAAGGCAGAACAUCUUGAGGCCCUUCUGGAACCACUUGAUAAGCAUGUCCGGAGCUAUUAUGGAAACCAAGGGGGUGGAACUCUUCCUAAAGACACCUCUGUAGCUGUUUGUACAAUUGAGAAGGCAAACUCGUUGCUAAACAGAUUGUUAGAAGAGGGUCGGAUGUCGGAGGUUGGAAUUAUUGUGAUAGAUGAGCUGCACAUGGUAGGGGACCAAAGUAGAGGUUACCUAUUAGAGCUCAUGUUGACCAAGCUACGGUAUGCUGCUGGUGAUGGGAGUACAGAAUUAUCUUCUGGUGAAAGUUCCGCUACAAGUACAACCAGCGGAAAAAAUGAUCCUGCUCAUGGUCUUCAAAUUGUAGGGAUGAGUGCUACCUUGCCAAAUGUUGCUGCAGUUGCUGAUUGGCUUCAAGCAGCAUUAUACCAGACAGAUUUUCGACCAGUUCCACUUGUGGAAUACAUUAAAGUCGGCAAUACAAUUUAUAACAAAAGUAUGGAAAUCAUCAGGACCAUUGCUAAAGGAGCUGAGCUUGGCGGUAAAGAUCCAGAUCAUAUUGUACAAUUAUGCAAUGAGGUUGUUCAAGAGGGUCACUCGGUGCUGAUGUUUUGCUCAAGUAGAAAAGGAUGUGAAUCAACUGCUGCACAUAUUGCAAAAUAUCUCAAGAAAUUUUCUGCUAACUCUUGCAGCGACCAGACCGAGUUCAGUGACAUAAAUUCUGCUAUAGAUACAUUGCGAAGGUCUCCAGCUGGAUUGGAUCCUGUUCUAGAAACAACUCUUCCUUCUGGUGUUGCAUAUCACCAUGCCGGACUUACUGUUGAAGAAAGAGAAGUUGUUGAGAGCUGCUAUCGAAAAGGACUUGUACGUGUCUUGACUGCAACAUCAACCUUAGCUGCAGGUGUCAAUCUGCCUGCCAGGAGGGUUAUUUUUCGACAGCCUAGGAUUGGUCGUGAUUUUAUUGACGGAACAAGGUACAGGCAGAUGUCUGGUCGAGCUGGGAGGACUGGAAUAGAUACCAAAGGCGAGAGUGUGCUGAUCUGCAAGCCGGAAGAGGUUAAAAGGAUACUGGGACUCAUUAAUGACAGCUGUCCGCCGUUGCACUCUUGUCUGUCCGAAGAUAAAAAUGGGAUGACCCAUGCGAUAUUGGAAGUUGUCUCUGGUGGAAUUGUUCAAACAGCUCGUGAUAUUCAUUGUUAUGUUAGGUGCACUCUCUUAAAUUCAACAAAACCAUUUGAAGAUGUAGUGAGAUCUGCACAAGAUUCUUUGAGGUGGUUAUGCCAAAAGAAAUUUCUUGAAUGGAGUGAAGAUACUAAGCUGUAUAGCAGUACACCUCUUGGUCGUGCAUCAUUUGGUAGUUCUCUGUGUCCUGAAGAAUCAUUAAUUGUGCUGGAUGAUCUUUCCCGGGCAAGAGAAGGAUUUGUACUUGCAUCUGAUCUGCAUCUAGUUUACUUGGUAACACCCAUUAAUGUUGAUGUUGAGCCAGAUUGGGAAUUGUAUUAUGAAAGAUUCAUGGAAUUGUCUCCACUUGAUCAGUCUGUAGGAAACCGCGUUGGAGUACAAGAACCUUUUUUGAUGCGCAUGGCCCAUGGUGCUCCAGUACGCACCUCAAAUAGAUCAAGGGAUAUCACAAAAGGGUUCCAGGGGAGGUCUGAAACUAGACAUGGUGUAUUAAGCCACGGCAUGCUUUCUGAUGACCAAUCACUUCGAGUGUGCAAGCGCUUUUAUGUUGCUCUUAUUCUGUCAAGACUCGUACAGGAAAUACCUGUGACUGAGGUUUGUGGAGCCUUUAAAGUGGCACGAGGCAUGGUUCAAGCCUUGCAGGAAAAUGCUGGAAGGUUCGCUUCGAUGGUUUCUGUAUUCUGUGAGAGGCUUGGUUGGCAUGAUCUUGAAGGCUUAGUAGCGAAGUUCCAAAAUCGCGUAUCCUUUGGAGUCAGAGCUGAGAUUGUAGAGCUGACUACUAUCCCUUUCGUUAAGGGAUCUAGAGCAAGGGCACUUUAUAAAGCUGGUUUGCGGACACCUCAAGCAAUUGCCGAAUCUCCGAUACCUGAAAUUGUUAAAGCACUUUUUGAAUCUUCAGCUUGGGCUGCAGAAGAGGGUUCAGCACAGCGUCGAAUACAAAUGGGAGUAGCUAAAAAAAUAAAGAAUGGUGCUCGCAAGAUUGUUUUAGAUAAAGCUGAAGAGGCAAGGGUUGCUGCUUUCUCAGCUUUCAAAUCCCUCGGACUUGAGGUUCCCCAUUUCCCUCCAGCACAACUACCAACUGCUGCAGGCAGUGCCAGCAGAAAAGAAAGAUCCACCUCUCCCGUGGAAGAGGCAAUGAGUAGUAUUAUAUUAGAGCAUGGAAAACCAAUUUCAACGAGACAGUCUUUGGAAAUGCGUACAAUUAAGGAUAAAGUAAGUUCUGAUGCUGGAGAAGUACCAAAAAAACUGUCUGAUGGUGGAAUUGAAAUACCUGGAGCAGCAUCUGAAGUUGGAAACAUGCAUGAUGCAAAAAAUAUUGCUGUAGGAGGUAAAGAGUCAACUACUUAUGAGUUUAAAAGUAGUGUUAACUGCAUCAGCAAUACAGAAACAGCAGUGUCUUCUCCCCUUAAAGCAACAGCAGCUGGAAACAGGUUAGAUAACAAGUGUGUCAAUAAUAUUAGGCCGAAUCCAGGAUUGGAAGGAAAUGAAAGCCAUUACGGUAAGGAUACUGCUUCUGAAAAAGGUCCAAUCAAUGCAGCCAAAACUCCCGGUGGAUUUGAAUCUUUCUUAGAUGUCUGGGAUAGUAGAGAAGAUUUCUUUUUUGAUAUUCAUUUCAACAAACGAUCUGAAUUUAACUCCCUCGCUCCCUUCGAGAUCCAUGGGGUAGCAAUUUGUUGGGAAAAUUCGCCUGUGUACUAUAUUAACCUUCCAAAGGAUUUAUUUUCGUCAGAGAAUGAAAGUAAUAAUAACGUUUCAGUAAACAUGUCUAAUUCUAAGAAGAACUUAUUUGCACAAAAGCAGCUGAUAGAGGUUGCCAAAAGAAGGUGGGACAGGAUUUCUCGAAUUUUGGGGAGAGAAGAUGUCAGAAAGUUCGGCUGGAACAUGAAAAUUCAAAUCCAGGCACUUAAAAAUCCUGCCUUUUCAAUUCAGAGAUUUGUUGGCCUGAACCUUGGUUCAAAGAGUUUGGGCCUAGAACUUGUUGAUAGCUCAUAUUAUAUGUUUUCUCCGAUUCAUGUAAAACGUGGAGUCGACCUCUGCAUUGUUGCCUGGAUCCUUUGGCCUGAUGAAGAGAGAAGCUCAAAUCCGAAUCUUGAAAAGGAAGUUAAAAAAAGGUUAUCCAGUGAGGCAGCAGCAGCUGCUAGUCGUUGCAGUAGAUGGAAAAAUCAAAUGCGUCAAGCUGCACAUAAUGGUUGCUGUCGACGUGUUGCACUAUCACGGGCCCUAUAUUCUGUACUGUGGAAACUUUUGACUUCUGAAGAACUCAUGGAAGCGCUAUUGACCAUUGAAUCCCCUCUGGUUAAUAUUCUUGCAGACAUGGAGCUUUGCGGGAUUGGUGUUGACAUGGAGGGAUGUAUCCGGGCUCGCCAUCUAUUAGGAAGAAAGCUAAAGUGUCUUGAGAAGGAAGCUCAUAGGUUGGCUGGCAUGACAUUUUCCUUGUAUGCAACGGCUGAUAUUGCAAAUGUACUCUAUCAGCGGUUGAAGCUGCCAAUACCAGAAGGAUACAAUAAAGGGAAACAACAUCCUAGUACUGAUAAGCAUUGCUUGGAAUUACUAAGGCAUGAGCAUCCAAUCAUUGCUAUCAUUAAGGAGCACAGAACAUUGGCAAAACUCCUUAAUUCUACGUUGGGAUCAAUAUGCUCUCUUGCCAGGCUUUCUAUGAGGACACAAAAAUACACUCUGCAUGGACAUUGGCUCCAGACAUCAACAGCAACUGGGCGACUAUCAAUGGAGGAACCUAAUCUCCAGUGUGUCGAGCAUAUGGUGGACUUCCAAAUGAGUGACAGUGAAAAAGGGGAAUGUACAGAUGGCGACAAUUACAGAAUCAGUCCCCGUGAUUUCUUUGUCCCUACUCAGGAGAAUUGGUUACUGCUAGCAGCUGAUUAUUCUCAGAUAGAACUAAGACUGAUGGCACACUUUUCUAAAGAUCCGUCAUUAGUUGAACUCCUCAGUAAACGCAAAAGUGAUGUCUUUAGGAUAAUUGCUGCAAAAUGGACAGGAAAGAUGGAGUCCUCUGUCAGUUCUAUUGAGAGAGAGCAGACUAAGAAGUUGAUCUAUGGGAUUUUGUAUGGAAUGGGUGCAAAUUCUCUCGCUGAACAACUAGAGUGCAGUUCAGAAGAUGCUGCAGAGAAGAUUCAGAGCUUUAAAAGGUCGUUUCAGGGUGUUGCUUCCUGGCUUCGAGAAGCAGUAAUAUCAUGCCGUCAGAAAGGAUAUGUGGAGACCCUCAAAGGAAGAAAGCGUUUUUUGGCAAACAUUAAAUUUGGAAAUAGUAAAGAAAAAUCUAAAGCUGAGCGACAAGCUGUGAAUUCUAUAUGUCAGGGGUCUGCUGCUGACAUUAUCAAAAUUGCAAUGAUUAAUCUACACUCUGCACUUGUUCAAGAUGUCAGUGGCUCUGAUUUGAGCACUUCACUCGAAGGAUCUCAUCUAAAAGGCCGCUGCCGAAUACUUUUACAGGUACAUGAUGAAUUAGUACUUGAAGCUGAUCCUUCAGUUAUGAAGGAAGCUGGAUUAUUGCUUCAAAAGACCAUGGAAAGUGCCGCUACACUUCUUGUUCCUUUGCAUGUCAAGCUGCAGGUUGGGAGAACAUGGGGGACUUUGGAGCCUUUUUCUCUUGAAUAGUAUAAGUAUGAAGUUACCAUCACAAGUUCAUAAACUAGACGAGCUUCGUUGAAUUUGUGAAUUGACGGAAGUCUAUUGUUGAUACUAUCAGACACAUUUUGGAUAUUUUUGCGGACAGCCUCAAUCCACCGCAAAGCUAGUACAAAGAUGGAAAGGUGGUAACAGGGCUCUAGCAGGAUGCAGAUGCAGAAAUGUCUAAGCUGAAAAUGAAGUUCAUUGGGGGAGGGUGCGAUGCAUGCACAAGAUAAAACCUUACAGCUACAAUUCUUUAAAAUGGUUGCAUCUCCAUGGUGCGACAUGCUAUGGAACUGGAGAAUUAAAUCGCUUCUCCCCAGGAGCAUUAGCUGAGAGUAUAGAAAACUUGCAAAGAAGUCUUUGUUGUGAUAUGUACUAUAAUUUAUAGCAAACACAGACCAUACGAUGUAAUACAUGAGUCGUCUCCUGUGUAUAUGUAACAGCACCCACGGAUAAACUUCGUUGAAGCAGAUUUUGUAAAUGAAAGAAAAUUUUGUUAGCAGAACAAUCCCUUCUGUUUUUAUACUCAGUUUCCCUUUCCGGCUUUUGGUCGUGUAUGUGAAAACGUUGGUUCGUCUUCAAAUCUGUACCUCGGAGUUAGUUCCAGGUAUUUAGUUGGUAUGUAUAUAAAACUUCCGGCAAACAGGAAGAAACGAGAUUUUAUACAAAUGGCUCAUGAAUGAAUGCCUUCUUAUGAGUACAAUCCUUAUAUGUAGAAAGGUGCAGACAAUACAUUCUUAUAUAACAUAGAAGCAUAUAUAGUAUGGUAUUAUAGUGUGAUAGGGGCUUACAGCACUCCACAAAGCAUAACUGUAAUAACUAACAAGCGACGAAUUCUAGCACUGCCACUUAGCUGCGAGGAACCCAGACGACAUGAUCCUCGGGUAGAAAAUGGCAGACAGGAACACUUCCGGGCUUAACAUUGAGCACCUGGAACGCCAAAUGCUUUGGAUUCCACGACGAAGUAUCUGUGUGACAGAUAGCUGCUGCUUUAGCUUUUGUCCCGUCGUUUCCAACAAGUGAGACCGUGUAGGCCUUGACAUUGUUCGUCUUGUGGCAGUAAAACACAGCAUACGCGUAGUUUUGCUUGUGACAGAUCACGGCCUUUUCCCCCAAUUUUUUGGAGCCGACAAUUGUGUACUUCUGCAAUUCACUUUCCUUUUCGACGUCUGUUGACACAGCGCUGACUUUGUUCCCUAAUUCAGAAGUAGUGAAAUCAACCAUGGACUCUAGUGAAGUUGCACAGUACUUCUCUUCGCCUUUGAUUGCUGGUGCUUCGCAUUCACUGAUAGUAUUCUUCAUUGUCUCAGACUCGUACGUGUUCUCUUCCACGGAGAAUUUGCUCAAAAUCUCAGGUAGCUUCUCGGAUGAGAAUGGAAUGGAAUCAGCAACCUUCUUAGGCAAGAAAGUUGCUGGUGUCGCGGACUUGGUGAAAUGCAGGUUCAUGUUUGUUCCCUGAUGUAAAU
Molecule: messenger RNA, 8184 nt
Organism: Daucus carota subsp. sativus
Lineage: Eukaryota; Viridiplantae; Streptophyta; Magnoliopsida; Apiales; Apiaceae
Product: helicase and polymerase-containing protein TEBICHI
Exons: 26
Coding region: 191-6703 (2170 amino acids)
Biological process (GO): double-strand break repair; DNA-templated DNA replication
Molecular function (GO): DNA-directed DNA polymerase activity; DNA binding; ATP binding
Source: RefSeq, a predicted model, not a curated record